AUGCAUGGCCAAGAUCUGCAACCUACACCGCUGGAUCCGCCUAGCAAACCCCAUCUAGAAAGCUCCUUCGGGCAAGUUGUUUUCAGUGCAUUCCCUCGACCUCCAUCAAUCUAUUUGCGCCCGGCGACGAUCAUUGGAUCUGGUCAGGGGUCCUUCCAAUUGGACGCAGAAAGUAUCAGUCGCUUAGAUCGUUUCUACCGUCGCACGGUCUACACAUUUGCCGGCAAUAACAACUAUGCGAUCUACCAGAACCAUGUUACUAGCAUUGCUAUCGAGGUAGGUCUUCGAUAUACAAUCCUUACCACUAUCAGCGGAUCUUUUCAUAUUGUCGUUACCGAUCCUGACAAUCAAUACCUACAGAACCCGUUCCUGAUGCAUGUUAUCCUGACAUUAACAGCAACGCAUGAUCGAAUUCUAUCGGCAUCAAAAGAUAACGCAAAGCGUUCUAUUGCAGAGGCAUAUCACUGGUCAAAAGGAGCUGCACUGCUCAACAAGAAGCUUUCGUCUCCAAUCCGGCCUGAGGAUCGCGAUGCUCUUUGGGCCGCCGCAGCCAUUCUCGGCCUCUUAAGCAUUGCCGAAAUUGAAGCAUCGACCCCAUGGGAAGCAUGGCCUCUUAAGCCUUCUGACUCGUCAGAUUUAGGUUGGUUGGACAUGUCUCACGGCAAAGAAGCAGUCUGGAAAGCAACGGAUCCAAUGCGGUCGGAUAGUAUCUUCCAUGCCAUGAGAGACGACUAUCGUACGCUUAUGGCCAGGCCACCACUGAGCGAAAUACACGAUAUGCCAAAGGAGCUCGUCGAGCUAUGUCAGCUAAACAAGACUAUGGAACCUACCCAAAGUCCUUACUUCACUGCUGUCUCUCUUCUGACUCGAUUGUGGCAUUUGAAAUGUACCCAAGCCACGAUGGCCAGGUAUAUGCAGUUCCUGGGCUUUAUGGACCCGGUAUUCAAGUCCUUGUUACACGAGAAAGACCCUCGUGCACUUUUGAUUCUCGCUCAUUGGUACGGGCCCAUGUGCGAGUCUCUGUGGUGGAUCGCCAGGCGGGCCAAAUUAGAAUGUCAAGCCAUUUGCUUGUACCUGGAGCUUUUCCAUCCUGAUGAAAAGGAUAUCCAGGUUUUGUUGGCACGGCCUAAGGAACAGUACUAUGAUUUCAUGGGCAAUGAAAUUCCUCGUAAAAGCAAACGAAAGGAGAGAAGCAUCAUGUCACGUGACCGGAGAAGGAUUACCCGACUGGUUGGUUCGUCACCGUCUCAGAGAAAUGACCAAAUCACGACGACGACCUUCACAUCACAAGAGUCAUUCAACCUGUCAACCAAAGCAGAGACAGAGAAUGUCAGCAGUGGUGUCAUGAGUGAGCGAGGUUCGGAGAUUGUGUUUCGGGCGGAGAACAUUCCGAUCCGCUUCUUUAAAGCAUGCCGGUGGUGUCGCAGGCAGAAAAUGCGCUGUGAUGCGCGUACACAAGUCCCAUGUUUCCGCUGUCGCUCGACUGGGCGCGACUGUAUUCUCGACCCCAUUGAAGACGCCAGACGGCGCAGUGAUCGCCGUAGGAAGACGACAACACCUGCGCGAUAUAGCGGCUCGGCAGUGACUUCUCCACUUGAUCAGCGAAGCGGCCUUCAAACACCUGUAUCAAGAGAGCAAGAGUACUCUCCGAUUACGGGAGGGGAUGCUAGUUUUGAUGCCUCGAUUGAUUCGUUGCCCGAUUCAUCAUCAUUUGGAGACUUGCGCAGGUCUCAAACGGCUGAUCAUCAUGGACCCGAAUCACAGCAUUUAAGUCCCAAUGACAUGAUUGCUCCAGCAUCAGCCGUUCACUCCAUGUCCGUAAAUCUCCUCGACAAUAACCAUAUCUUUCUAGAUAACUCGACUAAAGGCGAUGGAAGAGGGGAUAUCAUUGCUCGUGGUAUCGUGAGUGAAGAGAAUGCUAGAAUCAUGUAUGAAAGAUUUGUCGGCGGAAGCAAGAACUUUCUGCCACUAUUUGACCCAAUACGUGACACGUUCGACUCUAUCAGGUCACGUUCCUUGUUUUGUUUCACGGUGAUUAUCUAUCUUGCGAGUCGAGCCGUGAUGGAUUUACGCGGCGACACACACAUGCAGCGCGUAUUGCAAGACGAAUCGCAGAGACUAGCAGAAGACAGCUUUUUUGAACGUCCCACUAAGCUUGAAACUGUGCAAGCGAUGGUCCUUCUAGCUGCCUAUUCAGAGAAAACCUGGUUCUCAACCGCGCUCAUACUGCGCACGGCGUUAGACUCGGGAUUGGAGAAAUCGCUAGAUACACUGUUAUCUCAAGAAACUCUCCCUCGCAGUUCACUCUCUGCCUCCAUGGAAGAGCGCCAGCUAGUAUGGGAAACACGAACGUGGCUCAUUAGUUUCACGUUGGAGCUGGACGUUGCGUCUGGGACAGGUCGCAAAUCCCGUAUUGGGGAAGUGGAUGUCAUGAAGCUCCGAAGGUUUCUAGACUACCCCCUCUCCUUGCCUUGUGAUAUGCGAACAGUGUGUAUCAUUGAGCUUCAUCAACUUCGAGGCCACUCGCGCAUUGUCAUCGACAACUCAAGUUCAGUUCGGGAAAUAGUAUCAACAGAACUGCCAACAAUCAUGACGAAGCUACAGAACUGGUGGACUACUUGGGAUGAAAUUCACAACAGUAAGUCCUGGCCUACCCAUGUUAAAACCCCGGAAGAAACUUUGAGUAACACCGAACAAAAAGACAACGGCUUCCACGCUGGCGCUUUUCAACGAAGCAGUCUGAAGCUCAUGCUGCUUUACGCGAGGAUAUUUGUCCUUUGUGCCUCUUUGGCGAGAAUUCAAAAAUUACAGCCUGGUUCGUCCAACUUUGAAGCAGAGGGAAUCGACCAAAAUGUCAUGGGACUAUGGCAAUCUCUCGUUGCAACGAUUAUGGACCAGCUAGCAUUCUUAAUUGGCGAGCCAGCCUAUCGCUGCCAAUUCCCAUGGGCACCAACCUACCCUGCAUUGACAGUCGCCUUUGUUACUACUUUUGCACUUCGAAUCGCCCGUUGGCGUCCUAAUCUGAUCGAUCAAAGUCUCCUUCUGGAACGGGCCGAAAAGAUCUGCGACUUCCUGAAACAGCCACCAUAUCCGGAUAUCCACCGCACAGUCUCUAUCUUCGUGAACUACGCCCGUGCUCUCAUCGCUAGCCAACGUCCGCUCAGCAACGAUCGACAGAGUAACGACAGCACGGACGCAACCCACAUGUCCGAACAAGGCGAUGGGCCCGUGCCUUCAUACAGGGGUCCAGACAGUCCCAUGCAGAAUGCCCCUCCUUUGGCACCACUCGAGGAUCCUCGGUAUAGACCCGGCGCGGCCAUUCCGAGUGAUAAAGAUACAAACAUGGUUCCAAUGCCAGGUGGUGAUGCAGCUGCAACAACCAGACCGCCUCUCCCAAGGCUGCCUGACACAAUGGAUGCUCCAACCUGGACGGUGUCCAAUUCCAUCGCAGACUCGUUCGGUCUUUUCGAGGAAGUCAAAAACGUGCAAUGGCAGGAGGACCAGGCGUCGGCAGCACCCGUCAACAACCCGGACCCAGGCCGGCGCCAUAAGCAGCCUAGUUGCAACGAGGAGAUCGUGUCAGAUUCAAUCAGGCACACAUCAAGUACCACAAAAGAUGAAAAUUACACCCUUGUUGAUUUGGCCCCUGAAGGGAUAUUGGUCGAGUUCUCAGAAGACUCAUCCGCAGACCCCACCAAUUGGACGCUUAAAAAGAAAAUAUACAAUGCAGUUGUGGGGCUAUUUAUUGUGCUCAAUAGUGGCGUGUCAUCCUCCUUGCCUAGCAAUGCAGUCCCCACUAUAAUGCAGGACUUCGGUCUGUCAGGGGACGGCCAAAAGGUCUUACCAACGGCUAUCUUCUUGAUUGGAUAUUGUGUCGGACCCUUGGUCUGGAGUCCCUUGAGUGAGACAGUUGGAAGGAGACCCGUUCUUUUCUGGACCUUUACUGUCUUUGUUCUUGGGACACUUGGCUGUGCCGUUGCCCCGAAUUGGACAGCCCUGCUGAUCUUUCGUGUCAUCUGUGGUACUAUGGCUGCCGCCCCGCAGACUGUUUCUGGCGGAGUGUAUGCCGAUAUGUUCUCAGAUAUGCGGAGUCGUGGCCGCGCAAUGGCUUUGUAUAUGUCGGCUUCCAGCUUUGGACCAAUCAUUGGACCUAUUAUCUCUGGAUGUUCUGUCCGAUAUGGCUGGAGGUGGACCUUCCGUAUUGACUUGAUUCUCUGUGGUAUUACAUGGACAGCUCUUCUAUUCUUGUCAGAAACAUUUGCGCCCGUCUUACUGAAGAAGCAAGCUAAAAAGCUACGUAAAGAGACUGGACACAACAGUUAUUUUGCUCCACAAGAACUGAAAUCAGACGCGGCCUUUACUCUCGCUCAGACCAUCACGCGUCCACUCACAAUGCUUGUGUUUGAGCCCAUCAUUCUUUUCACUGCUAUCUAUGUGUCUCUGGCGUGGAGCAUGGUGUUCUUCUAUUUUCAAGCAUAUCCCAUCAUCUUCGAAGGAACAUAUGGUUUUGAUGUCGCAACGACUUCUCUCACAUACCUUCCAAUGGGCAUCGGCGCUGCAUCAUCCUGUCUCUUUGCUCUAUACUACGACAUGAUUUUUCAGAAAGCCAAGAAACUCGGGAAGCGCUGGGCCUCGGGUCCCGAAUAUCAACGACUUCCACUUUCUUGCACAGCUGGUCCUCUCCUAGCUAUCAGCAUGUUCUGGCUGGCCUGGUCGGCAAAACCGAGUAUCCACUGGAUCGUCCCUGUGCUUUCAGGGUUAAUCUUUGGACUCGCAUACCAGAUAACCUUCAUUUCACUUCUGACAUAUGUCACCGAUGCCUACAAAAUUUAUUCUGCUAGUGCACUCGCGUCCUCGGUCAUUAUGCGCAGUAUUGCGGGAGCGUUGUUCCCUCUCGCUGCUGAUCCGCUGUACGCCAAACUGGGUGUCCCAUGGGCAACCUCAAUACUUGGGUUCGCCAGUAUCGCGUGCAUCCCUAUUCCUUUUGCAUUGUUAUACUUUGGCCCGUCGAUCCGGAAGAGAAGUCCGUUCUGCCAACGAUUGGAGGAGGAGGAUAUGACUAAACAUUCAAGUGGAACGAGAACUCCCGACGAGGCUUAA
Messenger RNA from Penicillium daleae, 5100 nucleotides. RefSeq names its product MFS multidrug transporter. The record is from RefSeq and is a predicted model, not a curated record. NCBI's taxonomy places the organism in Eukaryota, Fungi, Ascomycota, Eurotiomycetes, Eurotiales, Aspergillaceae. The transcript is spliced from 15 exons. Gene Ontology annotation, biological process: regulation of DNA-templated transcription; transmembrane transport. Gene Ontology annotation, molecular function: zinc ion binding; transmembrane transporter activity; DNA-binding transcription factor activity, RNA polymerase II-specific. Bases 1 to 5100 code for a protein of 1699 amino acids.